AUGGGAGUUUCGCUUUUUGGGCCUCAAGAAGCCUCCUGGAGGACUAUACCAAGAACUAGUUAUAAGCCAGCACCAUUUGCAGUCUGGUGUCCAGUAGCCUCAUUUCUGUGAACCAUGUGACGUGUGUUUACAUCCUCUCAGCUGUUCCUCAAGAAAAACAGCGCUGGAUCGUUAACGCCACGAAAACCUAUACAUCACACAACAACAACAGUGCGCUCAAAAACACAAAGCCUAAUGUGCAUCCAGUGUGUUUAGCUCGUGCAAAGCCCGAGACCGAUUCAUGGCUUUACAAAGAUCUUGCUGUAGCUGAGAAUGGUCUGAGGUGAUUUGUGUGGGACACAGGCAUCACGACUGGGCAUCCCUGCAGAGAAUCGCUCCGGCACUUUCAUCUGGAUGUGAGGACCGGUCUAGGUAUCCGUCUCUCACCUCCUCUGCAUUUUUUUUUUUUUUAAUUCUUUUCUCGGUAGCUGUGAGGGGAUCAUGGGGGGAGCAGUCAGUGCUGGCGAGGACAACGAUGAUUUGAUAGACAACCUGAAGGAAGCUCAGUACAUCCGCACAGAUCGUGUCGAGCAGGCCUUUAGGGCCAUAGACCGUGGAGAUUAUUACCUGGACAGCUACAGAGACAAUGCCUACAAGGAUCUGGCGUGGAAGCACGGGAAUAUACACCUGUCAGCGCCAUGUAUCUACUCUGAGGUGAUGGAAGCACUGAAACUUCAGCAGGGUUUGUCUUUCCUGAACCUCGGCAGCGGCACAGGAUACCUGAGCACCAUGGUGGGCCUGAUCAUAGGUCCGUUUGGAGUAAAUCAUGGUGUUGAGCUACACAAGGAUGUGGUGGAAUAUGCAAAAGAAAGACUCGAUGAAUUCAUUAAAAACAGCGACAGUUUUGACAGGUUUGAGUUCUGCGAACCACACUUUGUGGUGGGGAAUUGUCUGGAGAUUUCCUCAGACAGUCACCAGUACGACCGCAUCUACUGCGGAGCUGGAGUUCAGAAGGACCACGAGAACUACAUGAAAAUCCUGCUGAAAGUCGGAGGAAUUUUGGUCAUGCCGAUAGAAGAUCAGCUGACUCAGAUCACUAGAACCGGGCAGAGCUCCUGGGAGAGUAAGAAUAUCCUGGCCGUGUCAUUUGCUCCUCUUGUUCAGCAGAGCAGGACAGAAGGCUGCAAGCCUGAAGCUGUGGUGCUCCGUGAGUCUCCGCCGAUGUGCGUGAGGACUCUUCAGGACCUGGCACGAAUCUACAUCCGCCGGACCCUCCGCAUCCUGACCAACGAGGAGCACCCGGCCCGCAACAACACGCAGCGAGUGCCGCAGAAACGCAAACGCAGGCCCUGCCGCCGCCGCCGCCGCAUCAACACCUACGUGUUCGUGGGGAACCAGCUGAUUCCUCAACCCAUGGACAGCGAGGACGACGAAUGCAUCGAGGAGGAAAGCAAAGAGGAGGAGCAGGAGAAAGACAUUGAGCCCGUCAAACCCGAAGAGCCGCGGGUCAACCAUCUGAGAGACAAAAUCCUGAGUCUGCCGCUGCCCGAGUCGCUGAAGGCGUACCUGCUGUUCUACCGCGAGAAAUAACACGCCGUGAAGAAGCAUUAAUCAACGAUGGUUGUUUCCUUCUCAGACUACUUCUGACCUUCAAUUUCAUAGUUUUUUUUUUUUUUUGAUAAUGUAGCAUAAUUUCAAAAUUUAAACAGGGUUGGGCUGCAUUUGCAGGAGACGCUGGAUUUGAUUGUGCUUGCUGUGUUUGUUCUAAUGACUCAUAAUGUCGUAAUAUUCACAUUUUGAAUGUGAUUUUUCACUUCGGAGGGCCUUAGGGGUAUAGAAGCUUGGAGCUCACUUUGUUUGUAUUGAGAAGAGUUCCCUGAAUGUGACGGGAGCUCUUUUUCACAGGCUUGUAUUGUAAGACCAGCUGUUUGAUGAAACCAGUAAUGACAGUUUUCUUUCUUUUUUAAUUGUAGGGAGAAUGAAAAACUCGAGUCAUUAUUUUGGGAUUGAUUUUUGCCUUCUUUGAUUCUCUGAAGCUUUCGGGAGUUACUGCUGUUUAUGAUGCUAAUGUUUUCCAUAUCUCUUGGGACUGUUUUAGUGAAGUUCAUCUAGAGAUGUUUUUUUUUUUUUUUUGUUUUUUUUUUGGCCUGCGUUUUGCAUUUCUGUUUUUUUCUAGUCACAUUUGUAAGUAUUGAUAUUGAGCUCUCUCUUAAUAGAUGAUGUAAUUUUUUGCUUGUUCCUUUUGUCUACGAGUCGACCUGAAGACCUAACGCUCCACUUCUCUGCUUGCGAUCAUAAAAUGUAAGAGACGUCACUGUUUGUGUCGGUUUGUAAUCGGUGAUUUCUCACUGUUGUAACAACUUGUUUGCAAUAUAUUGUCAGCAUAAGAAA
Messenger RNA from Cyprinus carpio (common carp), 2370 nucleotides. RefSeq names its product protein-L-isoaspartate O-methyltransferase domain-containing protein 1-like. The coding region runs from base 481 to 1569 and encodes 362 amino acids. Gene Ontology annotation, molecular function: protein-L-isoaspartate (D-aspartate) O-methyltransferase activity. Gene Ontology annotation, biological process: protein modification process. NCBI's taxonomy places the organism in Eukaryota, Metazoa, Chordata, Actinopteri, Cypriniformes, Cyprinidae. Gene Ontology annotation, cellular component: cytoplasm. The transcript has 6 exons. The record is from RefSeq and is a predicted model, not a curated record.